CGGGCUGGGCCCGAGAUGGAUGGAAUUUAUUUCGCCCGGAGGCACGAAGCCUAAAGGGCCUGGCCCGAGAUGGGCCUCGAUGACCCUCUGCCAGCUCUCGUAUAAGCACGGUCCACCAAACCCCCUGGAUGAAGCUAUUCCCACUCGACCCACAGUGUCGAACCUUCUAGCAGCGCACACCUGUGAGGAUAUAUUGGCUCUCGAGCUACCGGAGUCUCACAUCUCUUCUUUCCUUCUUCAAGUUCAGUGUACUGGUAGAGUCGUCAUCAGCUAGUUGCAAUAUACUACCUGAGACCGUUACAUUGGAAGUAACCCGUUGUCAUGGUGCCGGAACUGUCCGUGUCGCCUAGCUUCCACGCAUACGCCAAUGCUUUUCACCCUGCCGCCGACGCUUUCACGCUGUUCCAGCGUUCCGAUACUGUCUGUGGUCAUGACUUCGCACGAAGCCACCAAGGCUUCUGUCUCGCCAGAGGACACAUAAUAGCCGAUUUGUUCAUUUCCAUGCACCGAAACUAGCGAGUUAAGCGGCAAGAAGCCACAGCAGCAAUGCAACGAAAGGCGGGGGCCGCGGUCUCCAGUUCAUGAGAGUC
Molecule: messenger RNA, 590 nt
Organism: Parathielavia appendiculata
Lineage: Eukaryota; Fungi; Ascomycota; Sordariomycetes; Sordariales; Chaetomiaceae
Exons: 2
Coding region: 80-274 (64 amino acids)
Source: RefSeq, a predicted model, not a curated record